Molecule: messenger RNA, 1428 nt
Organism: Cucurbita pepo subsp. pepo (vegetable marrow)
Lineage: Eukaryota; Viridiplantae; Streptophyta; Magnoliopsida; Cucurbitales; Cucurbitaceae
Source: RefSeq, a predicted model, not a curated record
AUGGUGCAACUCCCGAGAUUUGCAGCUCUCAAAUCAAAGUACAACGACAACUACUUGGGUUAUAUCAAUGAAACUUGUUCGCCGGUACGUCCGUUUCUACAAUACUCGGGAAAAGAUAUUCUUAGUCCAUUCACAAAGUUUGAGUUCGAGCAAGCUAGAUGUGACCCAUCUUUGUUCCAUAUAAAAUGUUGUUACAAUAAUAAGUAUUGGGUUAGCUGGGCUUGUGACCAUCAUUUUAUUGUAGCGGGAGCUGACCAUAAAGAGGAAGAUAGAUAUAAAUGGACAUGCACGUUAUUUCGUCCCGUAUAUGAAAGUUGUCAUCAAUCUUAUAGAUUUUGUCAUGUUCGUCGUGGUUUCAACGUGGUCUUGUGGAGGGGUGGUCCUCCGUUUGGAGAAUGCUUACGUGCACAAUGGUCAGAUCCCGAUAGAGAUCUUUGUGAUCUCAGUAUAGUUAUUAAUUGGGAAUCAAUAUGGUCGUUACCAAAAUAUAUUGCUUUUAAAAGUGAUAAUGGUUCCUAUCUUAGUGCUCGUUUGAUUAGCCAACUUCCGUAUCUACAAUUCUCGUCCAAAAGCAUCGACGAUCCUAGCAUUCAGAUGGAGACAUUCAUCACAAACGAUGGAAAAAUUCGCAUAAAAUCAAUUUUCUUCCAAAAAUUUUGGAAACGCGGUACUUCUAAUUGGAUUUUUGCUGAUUCUACUGAUGAUAGCUCGGAAAAUCUCGAUACUUUAUUUUCACCGACUCAGGUGUCUUCCACCGUUGUUGCUUUACGUAACUUAGGUAAUGGCAACUUUGUCAAACGAUACAGUCUUGCUAGCAAAGCGAACUUUCUCAACGCUGGAGCCAAAGAAAUUGAUAGCUUUUCACACUUACAAAUGGUCGAGCCUAUUCUUUCAAGAGAAAUCAGCAACGUAAUGUUUUAUCUUUCCGAGGCUAGAAUCUAUGAUGAAGCUGUUAUCGUGUUAGCAACUAAAGAAGUCACAAAUAAUUUCCACGUACCAAGCACUCUAUGUAUCCCGUUCUCAUAUAUAAACACUAGAUAUAGCAAAUGGGCUUCUUCAAUCUCAAUGAAAUUGGAUGUCAAGACAACAAUUGACUCGGGAGUUCCCCUCAUUGUUAACAGAAAGAAGAUCGAGACAUUAUCAACUAAGUUUUCGGGAGAAUACAAAUGGGGAGAAACCAUAACAAUAUCGAAGACAAAAGAGAUAAAAUACGAGAUAACUGUACCACCAACGAGCACGAGUAUCGUUACCUUAUAUGCAACUAAGGGCUCGUGUGACGUUCCGUUCUCAUACAAACAAGUUGACAUCCUCAUCGGCGGGAAAGAAGUUGAAUCUUAUUUAGCUGACGGUAUUUACCAUGGCACCAACUACUACAAUCUUAAACAUGAAGUUAAAACUAAACAAAUCUGUGGAUGUCCUAACGAAUAA